Colossoma macropomum (tambaqui) is the source of this 4371-nucleotide messenger RNA. It is a transcript of the gene pelp1, whose product is annotated as proline, glutamate and leucine rich protein 1. Gene Ontology annotation, biological process: rRNA processing. Bases 36 to 3719 code for a protein of 1227 amino acids. Gene Ontology annotation, cellular component: nucleus. NCBI's taxonomy places the organism in Eukaryota, Metazoa, Chordata, Actinopteri, Characiformes, Serrasalmidae. The record is from RefSeq and is a predicted model, not a curated record. The transcript has 17 exons.
GUCGACUGACACUGACGUAGUUUAGAAGCAGCAAGAUGGCUACGGCUGCUUGGCUGCAUGGCCCCAACAAUACGCGGCUUACCGAGGGUCUGCUGUCCGCCCUCAAGGAAGAGAGGCCCGAAUACCUGCCCGCACUUCUGACCAACUACCGAGAACAUGGCGUGGUUGGAGCGCAGAACUCUGGGGCAGUUGGCGGCCUGGUGGGAAUCAGCAACUCACGACUCGGAUCCAGUAAAACCAGGUUUGAGGGUUUAUGUCUGCUGUCUAUGCUGGUCAAGGACAGCUCAAGUGAGGUGUUCCAGCAGCACUGUCUGUCAUGGUUGCGCUCUUUACAGCAGAUCAUACAGUCCCAGGCUCCUCUGCCCUCUGUACAGCUAGCUGUCAGUGUGUUGCAGGACCUCCUGCAGUACUCAUCACAGCUGCCGGAGCUGGCCAGAGAGGUGGGCCUUAACUCCAUCCUGGGCAUACUUACUUCCCUGUUGGGCCUCAAGUCUGAGUGCCACCUAGCUGCCAUGGAGGGGAUGAUGGCAUGUAUGACCUAUUAUCCGCGGGCAUGUGGAUCACUCAAGGAAAAGCUGGGGGUUUAUUUCCUAUCUAAAAUGGACUCUGACAACCCGAAAGUUCAAGAAGUGGCCUGCGAGUGUUAUGGGCGGCUGCCGUGCCUGGGAGGUGUGCUUGAGCGUGGAGGAGGUGGGCGUCGGGCUGAGGGAUGGACCAACCAGGUGCACUGUCUUCUGGCUUCAGCCAACAGCAUUCUUGGACAACUGUACCAGGGCAUAGAAACAGAAGAGACCAUACAGUAUGAUGGACCAGGAGUAGAACUUCCCUUUCCUCCUCUGGAUGACAUUGAUCCACUGUUGAUUCUUCAGCUUCGCCAGCGCUACAGAGCAGUGUGUUUGGCCCUUAAACAUACACUCAGUGUUGAUCCGGUAACCCCAGUGCGUCUUUCCAUUCAGCAUGUACUCAACCUGGUGUGUCGCGCUUUGGCCGUUACCAGUAAGAGCAUUAAUGUCACAGGUGAAGGUUGUUUGAAGCUGUUGGUGUUACCCUCAAUACACAGUGACUCUCUGGAGCUUCUCUCUGUUCUAAUCAAAGUUGUGGGUGGUGGACUGGUGCAGUAUUGUAGUGUGCUCACCAGGCUCUUCUCCCAGUCACUGUCUGCAUGGACGCCCCUACCUGAGGCCAGCCUGGGUCAACAAAGAGCGUACAGUACUGUGCGAGUGGCCAUAUACCACACACUAGAACUGUGGGUGCGUGUGGGCGGAGCCUCUUCCUCAGUCCUGCAGGGAAGCACCUCCCACUCCGAGAUGCUCUUUGCUCAUCUCAUGGGUGACAUUACACCAGGAACUGAGGCUGUCAAACUUCGUGGAGGACAGACAGCCCUGUCAGAUUUUGUGGGUGCAGCUGGGAAGGCGGGGCCGCGGCGGACGAAAGGCUUGGGGAUUGGUGACCAAGCAGGAGUUUCACUGCAAAGAAAGGGCGAUGCGUUAGCCAAUCAGGACACAUGCUUUGCUGCCCUUCGAGCCCUCAGACAGAUAAUGUUGACUAGUGGCACUAUCCUGAAAGAGGAUCUACAUAAGAGGCUGCAGGACCUGGUGGUGCCGUUGUGUGUGCGAUUGCAGCAACAGGCUCAGUGCGGGUCAGAGGUUGGCAGUGUUAGUGGUCAGUAUGGUAGUGCACCCCCUCGUCGGGAGCUCUACCGGCUCCUGCUGGCACUGAUUUUGGUUCCCUCACCACGAUGGCCUCCUCCACUCUCCUGUGCUGUGUCUGUAUUCAGCCAGGGCCGCCGGGACCGCAGCGUCAUGGUUUCCUCAUUCUGUGCCGAAGCCCUGACUAUAUGCAAUACUUUGCUUCACCCACGUUCCCCCUCCAUCUCCCUCCCUCUACCGCCUCUCACCCUCAAGCCCCCCCCAGCUGCGCCUGUGCUUGGCCCCACUCAGAACCCCUCACUCUCCCUUCCUACCCUGCUGGGGGGGCCUGCACCAGGGCCUUCCUUUCCCGCCAGACAUCCUCUGGGCUUAGGUCCUGUUGCCUUACUAGGCACCCUGGAGAACCAUCUCCCACUGGCUCCUCCUGUGCUCCCCACCCCGCCGGGUGCCACUGGAGCUCAAAGUGACUUGCUGCUCUCUCCAGCACAGCCAGCUGAACUUGCAGGUUUGGGGGCCCCUGAGGGCCAACGGCAGGUGUUUGUCCGCUACGACAAAGAGGAGCCUGAAGAUGUGGAGAUCUCUCUAGAGAGUGACUCUGAUGAUAGUGUGGUCAUCAUGCCUCAAGGAAUGAUGCUGGAGAUGCAGGAAGGGGCCAGUAAUGCACAGACCCUGCCUGCACCGUCAGGGGGCGCCAUUCCCACUCCUGCUGAAGUGGGCUCAGUUGAAACUUCCCUCCCUAAUGAACUUCCCACAUCCAUUUCACAUCAGAUCCUGCCAACGGAUGCCAACAAUAUCAAUUCCUUCCCUGGGCCUGGCCAGGCAGACCAGUUGGUUUCCUUGGUGCCUCCCCUGAACUCCACUGCUGUGUCGCUAGCAGCAUCCCCUGGUGGCCUGGGCAACUCGCUGCCUGCCGGUCCCCAGCUUCAGCAGAUGCUGAUGCAGCCUUCCUCAGGUGGGCAGUCAGCUCAGCUGGGUCUCUCUUUACACAUGCAGCUCCAGAGCCAGCUGGCCCAAACGAGCCGCCAGCAACAGCAGCAGCAGCCUUCCGCCCCUGAGGAAGACCAGAAUGUUAUCAACAUCAACAGCUCGGACGAUGAAGAGGAGGAGGACGAAGAGAUGGAGGAUGAAGAUGAGCUGGGAGAAGAGGAGGAAGAGGAGGAAGGGCUGGAAGAGGAUGAGGAGGAAGAAGAAGGAAGCGAUUUCCCUGAUGAUGAGUUCUAUCCAGGGGAGGAGUUUGAGGACUUUGAAGAAGAGGAGGGAGAGGAGAUAGAAGAAGAAGACGAAGAAGAGGAGGAAGAGGAAGAAGAGGAGGUCCAGCCUUUGGAAGGGGAGAACCAAAGAGCCGUGAUGGGAGAAGAGGAGGGUGAAGUGAUGAUAGAAGAGCAAGAGGAAAGAAGGAUGGAUGCAUUUCACGUGGAGAGGGAAGGACAGGUGGAAGCAGGGAUAGAAGAAAUGGAGGGCGUCCAAAGCAUCUAUGGAGAGGAGGGUAUGAAGGACAAAGUGGCUGUGGAAGAGAUCGAGAACAUUGGGGCUGUAGAAAGGAAUGAAAGUGAGGCCAGUGAGCCACAAAUAGAGGCUCGUGUGACUGGUGAUGAGGCAGAGGAGGUCCGGGAAGGAACCUCAGCAGCAGCAGCAGCAGCACCUGAGCAGGAAGAAAGGCCUUGGGAACAGGAAGGAACCGGACAAGAGCCAGUGCCAGCAGCCCCUGAGGAUUCCGCAAUACCUAAGGAGAGUCAGGAGGUGGCUGCAGAAGCUGGAGUCAGUAAGCAGAGUGCAGAAGCAGAACAAGAGGAGACAGCCAAUCAGAGUACAGCAUCUACAUCAGAAGAAGUCCCAUCAAAGCAAGCAGAGGAGGCUGCAGGGAAGGAGAAAGAUGAAGGGCAGCAGGAAGAGGAGGAGGAAGCCCGAGGAACAAAGAGGAAAAUUGAAGAUUGUGAAGAAGGAGAGAGGUCUGAGCAGGGCAGUGAGAAAAAAAAGCUGGAUGAUGAGGCAAUGGCUUCCAUGCUGGCUGACUUUGUGGACUGCCCUCCAGAUGACGAAGAUCACGGUGCCUCACAGUCGCAUUCCUAGAGCAAAAACACCUCCAGGACCCAUAACCCAUUUGCUAUUCAUAUGGAAGUCUUUCCCAGAGAGCGUCAGAUUCCUGAGGAUCUUGCAUCAAUAUUUACAUACAGCUCUAAUUGGUUAAAACUGUACUUGAACCUCUUUCAUUAUCACCUAUAAUUAUUUAAUAAUUCCAUAAACUGUUAGUAUCUGUGAUGCAGUUAUGGUUUUGCUUGUGAUGUCAUUCAAGAGUUACUCUUUUAUGGUGUCAUAAAGCGUUCUUCUAAUUUAGAACCGAUUAUGAUCCACACAGUUGAUUCAUUCUUAUGGCCCAAUAAGUUUAGCCCUGUUACAAUGUUUACUUCUCGCAGAUGCUUCCCAACAUUACCAGGAAUUUUGGCCUGUGAGAGGGAAGAUGUACGGACUUCGUUUGCAGAGCUCUAAACGUUUCUGCUCGUGGGUUGCAUGCCUUCAGCUUGCUUGCAUAACCUUCUGUUUGAAUUCCUUUCCUGACCUCUGAGCUUACACUAAAGAACUUGGUAACAUCAAGAGGACGAAAUGAUUAAUGUAAUGUUCUUGGGCUCUUUCAUAUUUCAUUUUUUGUACUAUGAUUUGUUUGUUAUAUAUGUGCUAUUUUUUGUUAACUUGUUGCAGACUAUUAAAAACAGAAAAACACUGA